GCGCUCUCUGUGCUGGGUCUCCGGGCAUCGCCGCGUCCUCGCGAGCCGCCGCAGCUGCAGCAGGAGAAGCAGGAGCGGCAGGAGCGGCAUUGUCCGGCGGGACGCCAUGGCUGCGGGGGCGCCUGGCCAGGUGAUGUUUGAGGACGUGGCGGUGUACUUCUCGACAGCAGAGUGGGCAAGACUGGCAGAAUGGGAGCGGGAGCUGUAUCGGGCCGUGAUGGUGGAGAACUACGAGGCUGUGGCUUCUCUGGGGAACCUGUCCAUCAAACCUGAAGUCAUCUGUAAGAUAGAGCGAGAGGAAGACCCCUGCAUAGAAGAGCCCCUGGAACCCCCGAGAUGGAAGAGACCCCAGAGCCCCUGGUGGGGAGAUGAGAUCCGGAUAGUGGAUGAGGAAGAAGGGGCAGGGGUCGUCCUACAAAUCCCAACCCGGCGCAGGAGGAAGAAGAGGAAGCCCUUGACGGGAGUGGAGAAGCCGGUGACCCGGGCGGCAAACGCCAAGAAGGAGGCUGAGCCUCUCCCCCGGGUGACGCUGAAGAUGAACCCCCCCAAGUGCCCGGAGUGCGGCAAGAGUUUCCUCAGCAAUGUGGCCAUGACCAUCCACAUCCGGACCCACACGGGGGAGCGCCCCUUCAAGUGCCACCUGUGCCCCAAGGCCUUCCCCUCCCAGGGGGACCUCAAACGCCACAUCAAGACACACCUGCGCAAGAAGGACGCCCCCGGCGCCAGCUGCCCCCCCAAGGGGAAGAAGUGCCUCACUGCCAAACUGCAGCUCCUGCGCCAGCUGGGGGUCCCCCCCGGGCCCCGCAAGCCCCACACCUGCCCCCAGUGCGGGAAGAGCUUCAGCAAGAAGCAGGACCUCCGCAAGCACCAGGGGACCCACUCGGCCGAGCGGCCCUUCCCCUGCCCCGAGUGCGGGCGCCGUUUCCGGCUGAAGCAGAUCCUGGCGGCCCACAUGAAGGUCCACGUCGGGGAGAGGCCCUUCGCCUGUGCGCAGUGCGGCAAGCGCUUCCGGCAGAAGCACCACGUGGAGAGCCACCAGCGCGUCCACACGGGCGAGAAGCCCUUCGCCUGCACCACCUGCGGCAAGCGCUACGCCCAGAAGCAGCCGCUCAUCAGCCACCUGCGGGUCCACACGGGUGAGCGGCCCUACCUGUGCGGCGAGUGCGGGAAGUCCUUCCGGAACCAGGCCACCCUGACUAUCCACUACCGCAUGCACACCGGUGAGCGGCCCUACCGCUGCCUCCUCUGCGGCAAGACCUGCAGCCAGCUGCAGCACCUCAAGAGCCACCAGCGCGUCCACCGCGGGGAGCAGCACCUUCUGCAGGCCGGGGACACCAAGGCCCUGGCGCAGAAGAGAGCCCGGGAGAUGGCCGAGAAGCCCUUCCCCUGCCCCAGGUGCGAGAAGCGCUUCCGAGAUGAGAAGAUCAUGGAGGUCCACUUGAAAACCCACGAGGACAAGAGGCUGCCAAAAUCCGGUGCCUCGGCAGCUCUCGCGGUUCUGGGCCAAAAUACACUUCCUUCGGCCCAGCCGCACGUGGCCCAGCCGGAGGCCAAGUCUGUUAGCGGAGGGACAGGGGCGAGGAAGAAGCCUUCUGCUGUGGCGCACCGAGGUGCUGGCCCUGGGAGGAAGUCCGUUGCGUGCAGCGACUGCGGCCGGAAGUUCACACAGGCCAAAUAUCUCACCCUGCAUCGGAGGAGCCACACCUGAGAGGAGCUGCUGUUCUUGGUAGGGAGAAUCUCGUGCCUGGCUUUGGAGCUGAGCAGCCUCUGUGGCUGAGAGGAACUUGGCUGGUGACCCUCUUCUGUAACAGAAAACUUCUUGGAAAAGAGCCUUUGAGCCACACCUCGUAGAUAGCUAGCUAGAUGGAUAGACUGACAUCUGUCCCAAGAGCAACUUUCCCCCCCUCUCUCGUCCCCCCCCCUUUUUAAAAAAGUCCACAUUGAGGAAGAUUCCUGUGCAACUUGAAAGCUUGCAUCCUGCAUAAUUGUGCUCUACAGGAGGGUCUUGUUUUGCUGAGGCUGCUGUUUCUAAUUUCAUGGAGCCAUCCUCUGCUGAACUCUGGCUCUUGCAGGGUGCUUGCCCUCCAGGCUGCCGUCCUUCCAUUGCCUGCUGCAGAGCCCACCCGGCAGACGUCCUCUUGCCAAACACGGCCCCGUUUCUUCAGCCUCUCAGAGGGAGCCCUGCUGAGCCAAGGACUUUGCAUUGAAGACAGACUGCAGGGCGGAGCCCCUGCCCAGGGGUGAGGGGGCACUGCUUUCCCCUGAGGGGUGAGCCCACGCUUGAGGUGACCGUUGGCUCCAUCAGCUCAAGGUCCGAGCUCUUUGUAGGAUCUCUGAGCAGAGACUGGUCCCAGUUUGCAAAUGGCCGCAGUGCAUCGUGGCUUCUGGGAGAGGGGGGGGGGGCCUCUGUGAGUUGGAAGAGAGCAGCUGGUUUAUUUAAUCACUUUUCCAACCCGUCAGUGAAUCGACCGCUUGUGUGUGUGUGUGGGGGGGACACAAUUGUAAAUUUUUGUGCAUUCAAGAAUCUUGUGGACGUUUAUUGUA
This is a messenger RNA of Heteronotia binoei (common prickly gecko), 2544 nucleotides long. RefSeq names its product zinc finger protein OZF-like. The record is from RefSeq and is a predicted model, not a curated record. Gene Ontology annotation, biological process: regulation of DNA-templated transcription. Gene Ontology annotation, molecular function: DNA-binding transcription factor activity, RNA polymerase II-specific; RNA polymerase II cis-regulatory region sequence-specific DNA binding. The coding region runs from base 107 to 1708 and encodes 533 amino acids. Lineage: Eukaryota; Metazoa; Chordata; Lepidosauria; Squamata; Gekkonidae. The transcript has 4 exons.